Molecule: messenger RNA, 562 nt
Organism: Aspergillus vadensis CBS 113365
Lineage: Eukaryota; Fungi; Ascomycota; Eurotiomycetes; Eurotiales; Aspergillaceae
Exons: 1
Coding region: 85-381 (98 amino acids)
Source: RefSeq, a predicted model, not a curated record
GGCUAGGGGUAAAACAUGUAGCAUAGUUAAUGUCCAAAUCUGUAUGAAUAGACCAAAAUUAUCACAAUGCCUUUUUAGUAAACGAUGAGAUGCAUGAAAGAAGCCUUAGUUCCAUCUGCACAUGCAGCAGCACCACAAUUGACAUGGACUGUUGCUGAAGCGAGCUGCUGGUCUGAUCCAAUCAAUUCCAGUGCAGUUGGGCUUGACCUGAAAAAAGGGGCGGGAAAUCAGGGCCGCUGGUGGGUCUCCCUUUCUUUGCGACCCUCUCUUUCUACUCUUUCUCUCUCGCUCUCUCCGUCUUCUUUCUCGCUGUUGGAGACUCGAGACCACCGACCCGUGGGUCCCUCUUUCUCUCUACCCUCACUGGUGGCUGUUACUUGACCAGGAUUCUAUGUGCAGGGUAUGUGGUCUAUUUGGCCAGCUGGCUGGCUGGCAACCCGUGGGUGGCUUUGUUGGGUGAGGGUUAGGAUUAAGAUUUCUUGCUUACCCAUCUAAAUUGAUUUGGGACCGCAAGGAGACGCCGAGGAGCCCUGAAUAGCCUCAAGACUAGGAGAAUUUAGCG